This is a messenger RNA of Mobula hypostoma (lesser devil ray), 3323 nucleotides long. RefSeq names its product glutamine--fructose-6-phosphate aminotransferase [isomerizing] 1-like. The coding region runs from base 142 to 2202 and encodes 686 amino acids. Gene Ontology annotation, biological process: UDP-N-acetylglucosamine metabolic process; fructose 6-phosphate metabolic process; protein N-linked glycosylation. Gene Ontology annotation, molecular function: L-glutamine:D-fructose-6-phosphate transaminase (isomerizing) activity; carbohydrate derivative binding. The record is from RefSeq and is a predicted model, not a curated record. NCBI's taxonomy places the organism in Eukaryota, Metazoa, Chordata, Chondrichthyes, Myliobatiformes, Myliobatidae. The transcript has 19 exons.
CGGAGCUGAUCACGGUGAUUGGCCACGCCGUCGCAGAUGUGUCGGGGGAGGUGGUGACGUGUUCGGCACGUAGAAUGUUGUGACAGAAAGUUACCAGGUCGGGUAGUGGUGGUAACAAAGGAGUCAACGUUCGCAAAGAAAAUGUGCGGAAUUUUUGCCUACCUGAAUCACCUUGUUCCCCGGACAAGAAGAGAAAUUGUUGAAAUCUUAUUCAAAGGGCUUCAAAGACUUGAAUACAGAGGUUAUGAUUCUGCAGGUAUUGGAAUCGAUGGAGGAAAUAACAAGGAUUGUGAAAGAGAAGGGAAACAUAUCUGUAUCAUUAAAACAGACGGCAAAAUAAAGUCGCUGGAAGAGGAAAUAAACAAACAAGAAGAUAUUGACUUUGAUGUUGAACACAAAACACAUUUUGCUAUUGCUCAUAUUCGCUGGGCAACACAUGGUGUUCCUAAUUCUGUAAACGCUCAUCCACAGAGGUCAGAUAAAGACAGCGAGUUUGUUGUUAUUCAUAAUGGCAUAAUUACAAACCACAUGAAUCUAAAGAGGUUCCUGGAAAGCAAAGGUUACAAGUUUGAGUCAGAGACUGAUACAGAAUCUAUUGCCAAACUGAUCAAGUACGUGUACGAUAACAGCGAGAAUGAGAACAUCAGCUUUGCUACUUUGGUGGAGAGAGUCAUCCAGCAACUGGAAGGUGCCUUUGCCUUGGUGUUCAAGAGCGUUCACUUCCCUGGGCAAGCCGUCUGCACCAGACGGGGAAGUCCUCUAAUGAUCGGUGUGAGAAGUAACCAUAAACUUUCGACAGAUCACAUACCAGUUCUGUAUCGUACAUCAGGUAAAGAAUUAAAGAUGAGCUGUCCACUGCCUCGCAUCGAUGCUUCUACCUCUUUGUACCCUGUUGGGGAAGAAAAGUCAGUGGAGUACUACUUUGCGUCAGAUGCCAGUGCGAUCGUCGAACACACGAACCGAGCGAUUUUCCUGGAGGAUGAUGAUGUGGCGGCAGUGGUGGAUGGCUGUCUCUCGAUUCACCGGGUCGAGCGCACGGCAAGCGACCACCCGGCACGUGGUAUUCAGAUACUGCAGGUGGAGCUGCAACAGAUGAUGAAGGGAAGCUACAGUUCCUUUAUGCAGAAAGAAAUCUUCGAGCAGCCAGAAUCAGUGGUGAACACAAUGAGAGGGCGAGUCAAUUUUGAACACAGCACCGUGAUCCUUGGUGGAUUAAAGGAUUCAAUUAAAGAAAUCAGAAGAUGCAGACGUUUGCUAAUUAUUGCCUGUGGAACGAGUUAUCAUUCUGGAUUGGCGACACGACAGAUCCUAGAGGAGCUGACGGAACUGCCAGUUAUGGUGGAACUUUCCAGCGAUUUCCUGGAUCGCAGUACACCUGUUUUCCGGGACGACGUCUGCUUUUUCCUCAGCCAGUCAGGUGAAACUGCUGACACUUUAAUGGCCUUGAGGUAUUGCAAAGGGAGACGAGCCCUAACUGUUGGCAUCACCAACACAGUGGGCAGCUCAAUCUCCCGCGAAACCGACUGCGGUGUUCAUGUCAACGCUGGACCGGAAAUUGGUGUGGCCAGCACAAAGGUCUACACAAGCCAGUUUGUGGCCCUGGUAAUGUUUGCUCUCAUGAUAUCAGAAGACCGAAUAUCUAUGCAGAAAAGGCGGAGGGAGAUCAUUCAGGGUCUCCAGACUCUACCAGACCAAAUAAAGGAAGUUCUAAACUUGGACGAGGAAAUCCAGAAAUUAGCCAGCGAGUUGUAUCAGCAGAAGUCUGUGCUUAUUAUGGGUCGUGGCUAUCAUUAUGCCACAUGCCUGGAAGGAGCGCUGAAAAUUAAGGAGAUAACCUUCAUGCAUUCAGAGGGAAUCUUGGCAGGAGAGCUGAAACAUGGACCUUUGGCCCUGGUGGAUAAUCGAAUGCCAGUCAUCAUGAUUGUCAUGCGGGAUCCCACCUUUACCAAGUGCCAGAACGCACUGCAACAGGUGGUGGCUCGCCAGGGACAGCCCAUUCUGAUCUGCGAGAAGGGCGACGAGGAGACGGUGAAAAAUGCCUACCGGGCCAUCAGGGUCCCUCACACAGUCGACUGUCUGCAAGGCAUCCUCAGCGUUAUCCCACUCCAGCUCCUGGCUUUCCACCUUGCUGUCCUUCGGGGCUACGAUGUGGAUGACAACAAACGGCUGAGGAAGAUCGAGGCGGAUUACGUGCCUAUGUGAGGUGUCGCAUUUAUCGGGACAGAGGCUGACAACUUCUUGGGAGCUUCUCUUCUCCAUUUGAGGCCAGUGGUGGUUGAACUAUGUAAAGUGUAGCAUGCAAAGUCUACCCUUAAUUGGCAUUAUUAGGUAACAGAAGAUCUUGACAAGGGAGACUGAUGGAUUUAUCAAGAGUAACCUACCCUUGGAAUUACCUGGGACACUUCGCUCCAUCUUAUGUUUGGGCUGAGGGAAACAGAAUCCAGCUCCAGGAGUAUGCCCCACUGACUGACUCUCCCUCUCACUCUGACUCCUUCACCUUCUCUUAUCUUGCCUUUCUCAGAUGUUGAGGGGGUGAAUAAGUCUGUAGUUGGCACUUUGACCCAAUUCUGCAAUAUUGUAAUUUAGGUAGGGCCUUAGUUGCUAUUGAGUUUGGUGAAUUUUUCAACUACCUCCUGUAGGUAUCACAUACUUAAGCCCUAUUUUGGUACGUCUGUGCAAUGUGAUACCUGUUGCUGGCUACUGUAUUGUGGCCCAGAAUGUGGGACAAUCAUCUUUCUCCCCAGCACACUUCCCUCCAUUGCCCCAACAGUUGAGGCAGACAUUUCAAGGUAUGGAACCUUGAAACUGCUUGGGAAUAGUUGAAUUUACUGCCUGACCAAAGCAAGAAUGUUGUGGCUGUGCACUGUGAAUGCAAACAAACAUAGAUGUAUCAUUGCGCUCAGAGUUCAGUUUGAGGUUCUUGAGAUAGUGCUGCACAGCCGUUUUCUCUCAGCCAUUUGUCCAAGCUCUGUGUAAGUCUCGAUUUAUAAGGACUCUUAAUACUCCAAACGAAACUUUAGGAAAUCAGGGCAGAUUUUAUUAAAACUUUUACUCAUUUCGGUUGAGUUUACUUUGUAUUCUUUGUUCACGACUGGGAUAACUUGAUCAAAACUCACAUAGCUCCACCUGCUGAGAGUAGUCAUCUUACUGUAAGGAAAUGUAGCUACAAAGCUCUCAAGUUGUAUUGCAUGUAUUUUCAUAAAGGAUUUUGUAAAAGAUGUUAAUGUACUCGCACUCCACUUAUCUCAUCUCUCCCCCCUCCCCAUCCUUCCCCUUCCCCCCUCAACACUAUUGACUUUUUAAAUCCAAUUAAACAAAACGUU